Molecule: messenger RNA, 3180 nt
Organism: Camelus dromedarius (Arabian camel)
Lineage: Eukaryota; Metazoa; Chordata; Mammalia; Artiodactyla; Camelidae
Gene: TRPV2
Product: transient receptor potential cation channel subfamily V member 2
Exons: 14
Coding region: 720-3071 (783 amino acids)
Biological process (GO): calcium ion import across plasma membrane
Cellular component (GO): plasma membrane
Molecular function (GO): protein binding; calcium channel activity
Source: RefSeq, a predicted model, not a curated record
GUGCUGUGAGCUGAGCUCCCAGAGCUGGCCGGUGGGGUGCUGGUCAGGGGAAGUCUCGGCACAGCGAGGAGUCUCCCUGCGGCUCUGAAGCCCCUAGAGAUCCUGUGGCCCAGAGAGGGGGCAUUCCAUGACUGAAAAUAUAGAUGAGCCCUGCAAGAUUUUGAGAACUGAAGAGGAACAUCCUGGUAGCUGGUUUUAGACUAGGCUCUGCCCACGGCUUGGGACCUCGGGAAAGUCACUUCCCCUUUCUGAGCCCUAGUAGUGCCUGCAGCAAAACAGGGGCUUUGAAAAACCAAUGGUUUUCCAACAUUUCCCCCAGAGCACUCCCCCUCAGUGGUGCGAGGUCCAGUGUCCUGCCCCCACGUGACACUGCGCUUUUAUCUGAUGUGAAUAUUGGCCACUGGGCAAGAUGUUGUGUAGAGAAAGGGUUGUGCUGUUAACACAAAUGUUUCAGACCAGCAGCUGUGGCCUAGCAGAGAUCAGGAAGUCCCAGAGGGACUGUUAGGGACAGUUACGGUCCCUGUUCCUCCCACAUGGGCCUCCCACCUCUGGCUCCCCUCUCCCCUCCUGGUGGGUGAGCUCCCACGGUGGGGGGGUCCUACUUGUACCCAGCUCCUAGACCUCUCUGGUCACAGACUCCACCUAGGGUACAGAGGUGCCUCUGACAUCUCUGUCCCCACAGAGUUUCCAGCCAGGAAGGAGCAGCCUCCUCCCCUAAGAUGACCUCGCCCUCCAGCCCUCCCACUUUCAGACUCGAGACUUCAGAUGGAGGCCAAGAAGAUGGGGCUCAGGUGGACAAAGGACAGCUGGGCGGUGGGGCGGGGCCACCCCCCAUGGAGUCACCGUUCCAGGGAGAGGACCGGAACUACUCCCCUCAGAUCAAAGUGAACCUCAACUUCAGAAAGGGGGCAAGUGCCAGCCAGCCAGACCCCAGCCGCUUUGACCGUGACCGGCUCUUCAGCGUGGUGGCUCGGGGGGUCCCUGAGGAGCUGGCUGGGCUACCAGAGUACCUGCGCCGGACCAGCAAGUACCUCACGGACUCAGAGUACACAGAGGGCUCCACGGGGAAGACUUGCCUGAUGAAGGCCGUGCUGAACCUCCGGGGCGGCGCCAACGCCUGCAUCCAGCCGCUGCUGCAGAUCGACCGGGACUCCGGCAACCCGCGGCCUCUGGUCAACGCCCAGUGCACGGACGAGUACUACCGAGGCCACAGCGCCCUGCACAUCGCCAUCGAGAAGAGGAGCCUGCCGUGCGUGAGGCUGCUGGUGGAGAACGGGGCGGACGUGCACGCCCGGGCCUGCGGCCGGUUCUUCCAGAAGAAGAGCCCCGAGACCUGCUUCUACUUCGGCGAGCUGCCCCUCUCUCUGGCCGCGUGCACCAAGCAAUGGGACGUGGUGACCUACCUCCUGGAGAACCCGCACCAGCCCGCCAGCCUGCAGGCCGCCGACUCGCUGGGUAACACGGUCCUGCACGCCUUGGUGAUGAUCGCGGACAACUCGGCCGAGAACAGCGCGCUGGUGACGCGCAUGUACGACCAGCUCCUCCAGGCUGGGGCCCGCCUCUGCCCGACGGUGAAGCUGGAGGACAUCCCCAACCUGCAGGGCCUCACGCCCCUGAAGCUGGCCGCCAAGGAGGGCAAAAUCGAGAUUUUCAGACACAUCCUGCAGCGGGAGUUCUUGGGGCCGAGCCAGUUCCUUUCCCGCAAGUUCACGGAGUGGUGCUACGGGCCUGUCCGGGUGUCGCUGUAUGACCUGGCCUCUGUGGACAGCUCGGAGGAGAACUCAGUGCUGGAGAUCAUCGUCUUUCACUGCAGGAGCCCGCACCGGCACCGAAUGGUGGUUUUGGAGCCGCUGAACAAACUGCUGCAGGCCAAGUGGAAUCUGCUCGUCCCCAGGUUCCUCUUCAACUUCCUGUGCUACCUGACCUACGUGUCCGUCUUCACUGCCAUCACCUACCACCAGCCCGCCCUGGGGAAGGACUCCCUCCCCCUGGAGGUGACUGCUGGGAACUCCAUGCUGCUGCUGGGCCACAUCCUGGUCCUGCUCGGGGGCGCCUACAUCCUCGUGGGCCAGCUCUGGUACUUCUGGAGGCGCCGUCUGUUCAUCUGGACCUCGUUCAUGGACAGCUACUUUGAAAUCCUCUUGUACGUGGGGCGCCUCGCUCCUCCUGCCCUGCCUCAGGCCUGGGAAAGGCCACGUGGCCGACAGCACCAGCCUGGUCCAGGCGCUGCUCGCCGUGCUGUCCCAGGGGCUGUGCUUCCUGGCCGUCGAGUGGUACCUGCCCCUGCUCGUGUCCUCGCUGGUGCUGGGCUGGCUGAACCUGCUGUACUACACGCGCGGCAUGCAGCACAUGGGCAUCUACAGCGUCAUGAUCCAGAAGGUCAUCCUGCGGGACCUGCUUCGCUUCCUUCUGGUCUACCUAGUCUUCCUUUUUGGCUUCGCUCGCUGGUGAGCCUGAGCCAGGAGGCCCAGGACCCCGGGGUCCCUGUAGGCUCCAACGCCACGGAGGCGGCGGGAAAGGAGGACAAGGAGGGCAGCACAGCCCCGUACAAGGGCGUCCUGGACGCCUCCCUGGAGCUGUUCAAGUUCACCAUCGGCAUGGGCGAGCUGGCCUUCCAGGAGCAGCUGCGCUUCCGCGGGGUGGUGCUGCUGCUGCUGCUGGCCUACGUGCUGCUCACCUACGUCCUGCUGCUCAACAUGCUCAUCGCCCUCAUGAGCGAGACCGUCAACAGCGUGGCCACUGACAGCUGGAGCAUCUGGAAGCUGCAGAAAGCCAUCUCUGUCCUGGAGAUGGAGAAUGGGUACUGGUGGUGCAGGAGGCGGAAGCAGCAGGCAGGUGUGAGGCUGACAGUCGGCACCAGGCCGGACGGUAGCCCUGAUGAGCGCUGGUGCUUCAGGGUGGAGGAAGUGAACUGGGCUGCCUGGGAGCAGACGCUGCCGACGGUGUGUGAAGAGCCCUCGGGGGCAGGCGGUCCUGGCGCCACGAAGAACCUGGCCCUGAACUCCCAGCACAGUGAGGACAGUGCCGUGGAGGACGACCACAUGCCCCUCCAGCCCCUGGAGUCCUGCUGAUGCAGCAGGAGACCAGCAGGACAGAGCCAGGAACCUUUCCAGCCCCACCUGCUGGCUCUGGGGCCCCAGGGAACUUCGGUGGCAAAAAUAAAUACAUAUUUUCUCAUGA